Planococcus citri (citrus mealybug) is the source of this 6551-nucleotide messenger RNA. RefSeq names its product integrator complex subunit 1 (gene IntS1). The transcript is spliced from 28 exons. Gene Ontology annotation, biological process: U2 snRNA 3'-end processing. NCBI's taxonomy places the organism in Eukaryota, Metazoa, Arthropoda, Insecta, Hemiptera, Pseudococcidae. The record is from RefSeq and is a predicted model, not a curated record. Gene Ontology annotation, cellular component: integrator complex. Bases 234 to 6275 code for a protein of 2013 amino acids.
UUGUUAUCUAUGUAUAUGGUCAGUUUCAUUUUCAAAAUUUUAAAUCGUUUGAGGGGCAAAUGUUGAGCUCUGUUUUCUGUUCGAGUUAAUUAUUAUAACAACUAAUUCUGUUAUUAUUUUCAUUCCAUUUUGUGCGUUUCAUGUAGGCAGGUAAUACUACCGUAUGAUUGAGUUAUGUAGCCCACCAUAAACUCCUCGCGAUCCUUUGUGUACACUAUUAGUAAAUCGUUGUUAUGGAUCGAGGUAAAACCGGCACCGGUCGUGGAAGUAAGAGUAAAACACCUCAAUUUCCCAGCGAUCUGUACGUUCUCGGACCAAAAGGAGCUCGAAAUGAAACCGGUGAAUCCAAAAGACCACUACCAAUACCGACCAAAGCCGGUCCAAGUGUUUCUCUAGCAGAUAGAAAACGAUUGGUCGGUACUGCUGCGGCUUGUAAACCAUCGAUAUCAGCCACCGUUCAGCCGGCAAAGAAACCGAAACUUGGUGGUGCUAUUCUAUCUAGACCGGAAUCUAUUCCUUCGGCUACGUCGACAGAUACGGUUAAAUCGUGGGAGUUGCUUGGUGUAGAUAUCGAAGCUAUUAAUUUAGUUCCUACGAUCGAAGCUGCUAAAGAGAAAGAAGAGUACGAUAAAAUUACUGCGAUACUUUGCGGAGCGCUUAAACUACUGAAAGCUGCUAAAUUCAAACCAGAUCCGGUGCUGACUUCUGGGUUACUUUACUUGGCUAAAAAAUGGCCUUCUUUGUUCAUCAAGAAAACUGUAUUCAACGCUUUAUGUUCGUUGCUGAAGAAGGAAUCGUUGACGUUGUGUAAAACGAAGAUCACCGUUACUAAUGUCGUUCUGUUGAGCAAUAUUCUGUAUUUAACGUAUCGAGAUGCCGAACACUGGCCUGAAAUAUUCUUCAGGCUUUAUACUGACGAUGCUGUCGGUCAACGUAUUUGGGUCGAUAACGAACAAUGCAAGUGUUUCGUUGAUAACAUCAUCGCUAGUGCUAAAACAAUCGCAUCUCCUGUACUGGAUUUGGAUUCUGGUACCGUUCUUGAUUCGGAUGACGAAGUGAUUGAUAUCACUGGACAAAAUGAAUACGUUGUUUUUCCUCGAUACGAAGAAACCGAGAUAAUAAAUAUGGUGAAUAAAACGAUCAAAGAUCAACAAGGAAUGAGUCCGAAUUUCCUUAAAUUUCUCAGUUCCAUGUCCGGUAUUCUGAAAAUCAGAGCCGAAGCAGCGCCGAAAUUGGAAAGUUGUUUUAUUAAUCUGAAGCUGAAAAGAUCUGCUCAAGAACUUCUCAUGUCCGUUUGUGUCAACUGUAUCUCGAAUACUCAAGAAGAUAUCGAUAUAAUUGCUCAAAUAGUCAAGAUACGUUUGAAAACCAAAGACUUGAGUGGAUUUUAUUUAGAAUGCAUCAAGAAACUGAUACGAGCUCAUAGAAAGAAUCUCUCAACGAUACUUAAGCAAAUCGUCAGUAACGAAUUAUUCGCUGUGAGGAAUCCGAACAACAUGCCGAUGAUGUUAUUACUAUUUCAAGCCGAACCGAGCCAAUUCGCUAGUAUUUUAGCUAAAAUAUAUUUGGAAUAUUUAAUCACUCGUGAAGAAAGCUUGAGAUCGUUACGUUGUUUACUUCGUGAAAUAACGAAAUCGUUGAAAGUGGAAUCCGCUGCCAGAAAAGAUAAAUGGGAGUUCAGUUUGCACACGUUCGCUAAUGGUUUAAUGAAGAGGAGUAAAAUUGAACCGAAGGAUUCGCAAUGCAAAGAACGAGUUUUCAACGCUGUCGCUGACUUGAUCACGUUGUGUAUGUUUCUGGUUGUUUUACCGUUGGUUAGAUUGGAAAAGAAAGAUCCAGAUCAGGUUGUCAAGAUCCAAACAACUGUUGCUAGUAUUCAGAGUGACGCUGUUCAGUGGUUCUUUAAAAAUGCAUACAACGAUUAUAAACCUCCGACGAUUGAUUUUGUUCACGCUUUGCACAAGGUUGUAUUCAUGGAACCUGCCGAACAAUAUUAUAAAGUUGACAACUGGCCGGAGCAAGAUCGAGCUUCGUUUAUUCGAUACGUUACAGAAGUACCUUUGUAUCAAGAUACCGUAUUGACGAUCUUGGCCAUGGGCUUAUCCAAAGAUUAUCCUCUGACUUACGCCGAUGCUUUAGAAUUAGUGGAGCAGCUUGUAAAAAGAGCCUCGGCUUUGACGUUCACUUCGAGUAUUGCGGUUCUACCUGCUGAUAAACUCGAACUGGUCGACAUGCUGUUCAACUUGAGCGCCUACAAGCACCCUCAAAACAUCGAACUACCCGCCGAUUACGAUCCGCCCAACUUGGCAGUGAGCAAUUUAUACUGGAAAUCGUGGAUAAUACUUCUGAUAUAUUGUGCCCAUGUACCGAACGUAUUUGGCACCUUGGCUUGGGACAAAUAUCCAACUUUACGAGUUCUGAUCGAAAUGUGCAUCACUAAUCACUUCGUUUUCCCUCAAGCCAACGACGACUUGCAAUUCUCAGCUUUAGAGAAGCAGAAAAUCCUGGAAUUCGAGAAUCAUCUCGCAUCUUCAACCAUCACCGAGUCUACGAGUUUGCUGUUGAGUCAGUUGAUUACGAUGGAUCCGAUGGGCGCACCUAGAAAACCUCCUAGUUCAGUUUUGGAUCAACUUCAGCUGCUGAACGCUAGUCAUAAAAUAGGUCAUUUGUUAUGUCGGUCUAGAGAUCCUGAUUUCCUAUUGGAUAUUAUUAAAAAACAAGGAUCUUCGCAGUCUUUGCCCUGGUUGGCUGAUUUGGUGCAUAAUUCCGAAGGAUCUCUCAGUCAUCUUCCGGUCCAAUGCCUUUGCGAAUUCAUGCUCAGUUCGAACGAGAAAUCGCAAGGGAAAUAUCAACAACUGUUGGAACAUUUGCAAACCGUAAUGCUCGAUGAAAAUGGCGAUCCGAAGAUGGUUUGCGAAAUUUUAGACUAUUUUCUGCGUCGCUUAGGAGCUCGAGCGAAUAAACAACACGCUGUCUUGGGGUUGAAGCUUUUAUUGAGCAAAUUCAGCGAAGAUGAAAUGGAAGUAGAUCGUUUGCAAGCUCAUCGCGAGCAAAUCUUGUGGAUUUUGAGUAAAUUACCCAAAAUACCGCAUUUUCCAGCGGCUAAACCUCAAAUAAUCUUCAUUUUACGAGAAGCCUGCCUGGUAGAAAACGAUCCCGAACUGAUCACUUGCUUCUUGACAUUCCUAGCCCAACACGCUGCCUCUAGUAGCUCAGAUUUAGAAGAACUGACAGCUCUGGUCUUAGAUAUGGCGCAAUUGAUCGUCGAACGUAGUAUAAUUAUGCCAGCAGUUCUACGUUCCGACGACGAAACGGAUCCUUUCAGAGACGCAGCUUUGAAAUCUCUGCUGAAAAUCUUCCAUACUUAUUUGAAUAAGGUUCGAGAAUCACGCGAAGAUCCAAUUCCGGUAUCCGAAGAAAACGCCGAUCAGAUAUUAUUGAUUAGUUGGCCUUCGGGUGAAGAAGCAACGUUGUAUAAUUUGGUCAUAUACGCGAUUAUCAUUUUAUUGACGUAUGGAAAACAGAACUUGGGCAGUUCGGAACGUUAUUAUGAUACAUUGAUCAACUUGUGGUUCCCGGAUUCGGAAUCUGCGCCGAAGGCUUAUGUAGAUCUGGAGUCGAAGAAGCAGAAAAAUGAUGUGGCUUUUAUUCCGGAUUGGUUGAAAAUCAGGAUGAUUAGUUCGGGUAUUACGAGAUUAGUUGAUAGAGCUCUGAUUGACAUGGAACCUGGGCAGCUGUUCUUGUUCAGUCAGUAUUUCGGUAUACCGAAGAAAGCUAAAAGAAAACUUUUGAAAGCUUUGGACGACACGAUAGCGAAGAAAAAAGUCACUUUAUCUGAUUUUUCUGUCGAUGAAACUUACAUGACUCAAUUUGUCAUUCAACGUAAAAGAGAGAUCAGUGGCAAAGAUGUGCUGGCUAAGACGAUCAAAACCUUCGAUCUUGAUAUAUCGAUUCCAAAAUCGCCUCCGGUCAACAUCGAUCUCACAGAUACUGAUGUCGAAUUCGUCGAUGAUCCGGUAACUCGACUCUCUGACGAUGAAAUUGAACAAAUUGUUGAAAAUUUGCACGUUAAUUUGAGGGCGACGUUUUUAUCCGGCAGUAUGAAGGAGAAUAGGCAGAAAUUACUUCGAGUUUUGAGCACAGAAUCAGCCGAUUGUUCGAAGUCGUUGGCGAUCGUCAUCAAAACGCUGCAAAAUUUUGUUCUCGAUGAGGUUUACGUCAAUGGACUCGUGAAUAAUUUCCAUUAUCCUAGUCACGUUUUCAGACUGUUGACGACUUCGUGUAGUGAAGCGAAUGCGAAAUCUUUGGGUGAAAUAUGCAGGACAAUUUUAGCCUGCGAAACAGCCUCGAAAAAGCCUAAAAAUCCCUUGGUCGUGAUACUUAAAACGUUUUUAAAUAAACAUAGGUCUUCGAAGACGUCUUCAAGCAGCUCUCAAAUUCACGAGAAAGAUACUUUGAAAGCUUUCGAGAACUGCAACGUCGAUCAAUUGGAACGUUUUGGUAAAAAAUUGGUGGAUUCUGAGAUGAAGCAUAUUCACGGAGACAGAACUGUGGUGGAAACGGUGACUAGUCUGAUUACUCGAACUGAUCGUAAAUAUGAAAACAGCACUGGACUGUUUAUCGAUUGGCUGGUCCAAGUGGAACCUGAAAUUAUCGGAUCUUCGUUAGAAUUACAGUUGGAAAUGCUGUUUUCUCAAAAAUCCGAUACCUGGUGGAGAUCAACUCAGACCUGUCGUCCUUAUUUGUUGACUUUAUUGACCCAUCAUGCGAACUGGAUUACUCUCGAGCAAGCUUUAUCAUCUCUGCUCACCAUUGAAGCUACUAAAAAAUACGAUGCCACAGCUGUAUUGGAAUUUCUGUGGGCAUUAGCUCGUAAUCCUCGUUUAUGGCAAGGUCGAGAGAAACGUACACCGAAACAUCAGGAAUCGGUGGAUGUUUUAUCAUUGACUGAUGAACAAUUGAUUUGCGUGAUUGAAUAUAUUGUCUUGGAAGUGGAAUCUUACGGUUUCAACGAGAUCGGUUUGAGUAAAAUGAGCAACAGAUUAUCGCAGCUGGUUCAAUGUGCCAUCAAAUCUAACGAUUCGAAGAUUUUAAUGUCGAUUAUUAAUCAUUUGAACGAAGUAUCUAAAUAUUCCGAAAUUCGUCAGAAAAUUUGUCGUAACGUGAUCGCUCAUUUAUACCUGAGGAUACCUCGAAUCAUCACUUUGCUCGGCGAAAUGCAACUCGCCAUCGAAUUCGAUGAAAUUUCCAAAGCAGAUCGAGAUAGUAGUAUAUUCGACGUCAUGUCUCAUUCUGUACUGACUUCGUUUACGACUAAUACUCAAACUAGAGAUUGGCCCGAUCGUGUUCAAGAUUUGGAGAUCAUUAUUAGAAAAAUGGCUGCAACUCAUCCUAGAUUAUUGCUUAGACAAAUACGAAUUUUGGAAACGUCGUUAAGAGGACGAGUUCAUCUAGAAUGGCCAGUUUUCUGCUCGAGGAAUCAUCUAUUACUAUUCCAACAAAUCAUCGGUGUCUUGGAACUACUGCAGCCUCAUUUAUUCUCGCCCGAAUUUUUCGAACCUCUGCAAUCGAUUUUUGAUUGCUAUUUGAAUUUGUUCAAGAACCACGGAGGUAAAAAUGACGUCGCCGCUGUAAUGAAUAGAUUCGUGAUCAUUUUACAAAAUUUCAUCAGAAAUGACGCGAAAAAUGCGAAGAUAUUUUUACAAGAUCGUUCGGUACUUUUAAGGGAUUUAGAAGUAGAUUAUCCUUGUAUAGGUAAUUUAUGCAUAAUGAUAUCCACUCUAAAAGAUUCGUCAGAAGAUAAGGAUAUUAUAGUUGCAUCUUCAGCACCUCAUGAAAUCGAUCCGUCUCAAUGGAGCACGAUUAUAAACUCAUUUAAGCGAAAUGAUCCAGCAUCAGUGUUACACGAAUUAGAUUACGCAUCGAGUCGCAAACCAGCUAUUGUUGAGCCUAUUUUGGAACGUUUAUGUGAUUUUCUACACGAUCCUUCGUCCUAUAAUCGCACAAAAGCUCAUAAGUUAUUGGUUCGGUGCGUCGAGCACAAUCCAAACACUGCUCAUAGGAUCGUACCUGCUGUUUUCCGUUGCCUGCAUUCCGAAAAUGCGAGUAUCAUCGAAGCUGCGUGUAAACGGUUACCAGAGCUGAUUGUUUGUUCUCAAGAAUACGCGUUACCUAUUUUACGUCGCUUGUUCUCAUUGGUCGUUCGAGACGGUAUCGAUACAGUUUCAUGUAUCAAGAAAACCAUCGGUUUACUUAAUCUGCAGUCGAGUUGUUGAGUUUGAGAUUAUUUUACUUAAUAAGUGAAAUCAUCGUUGAUAUUUUUCUGAAAACCUAGUGUUUAUUACAUAAUUGUAGAUGUGUGAUAAAAAAUGGUGUAUUACCUGUAAUAUUUCAAUGUGUUUAAUGAUCUGUAAUCUAUGUACCUAUGGUUCUUUCUCAGUUCCUUUUAUAAUUGUGUGUAUGUUUUUUUUUUUAUAAUGAUGAUUUAUUUAUUUCAUGUGUUAGUGUAAUUAGUGUAUCAAGUAUGUAAGCAAUACAAUUUAUGUACCGAA